CACAAGCAGUGUGUUUUUUAUUAAAAUCAUAACAAUGGUUUCUUGUAUAAACCCUAAAUAGUAUAGUAUUUUACGUCUAAAGUAUUAAUUGUGAUCGUGCAUGUUUGAUUUUGUAUAUAAUUCGUAAACAUAAGAAUAAAUCAAACAUGAGUAAGAAACCGAUAUCUUUCGGCAAAAUCACAUUAAACUUUCAAAAAGAAAAAAAAGACAAUGAAUCAACGUCGGGCUUCGGUACUUUCGGGCGCACUCCGAUACAGGAGCAAAAGGAAAUUGAAGAAUUAUCAGAUGACUUAGAAAGUCAGCAUGUACAAAAGGUUAUGGGUAUUAAAAACUUCGGUAAGAAGGCAAAGAACUUCGACGUGGAAGAAAUGAUGGAACGUGCGAAGAAAACCGCGCAAGAAGUUGCUAAAAAACAGGCAGAGCUGGAGCAAAAGGCUAAAGAAAAUGAUGAAGUCAUAGGUCCCUUACCACCAACCACAUCACCAGAAAGUGACAAUGAAGAGGUAAUCGGUCCUCCAAUACCAGACAGUAUAUUGAAACCACAAAAACAAAACGAUGACAGAGAUUCUGACGAUAGUUACAAUGAGCUAAGCGAUUCUGACGAUGAGGAACUUAGUUUGGAUAAACGGAUACCUAAUUCACAUGAGGUAGAAAUGUAUCACGGCACAAAAGCCGUAGUGGCACUAGCGGUGGACCCAUCAGGUGCUCGUCUGGCGACUGGCUCUGUGGAUUAUGAUGUGUCGUUUUGGGAUUUUGCUGGUAUGGACUCUUCAAUGCGUUCGUUCCGCACCCUCCAACCGUGCGAGAAUCACCCAAUACGUGCGCUACAAUAUUCAGCAACUGGGGACUCCAUUUUGGUUGUGAGUGGUGCGGCACAGGCCAAAGUGCUGGAUAGAGACGGGUUUGAGGUGCUUGAGUGUGUGAAGGGAGAUCAGUAUAUUACUGAUAUGGCUAGAACAAAAGGUCACACAGCAGCGUUAAACAGCGGUUGCUGGCACCCGCACGUCCGCGAAGAAUUCAUGACUUGCGCACAAGAUGGCACCCUCAGGUUAUGGCUCACAGAAAACCCGAAACAACACAAAGCAGUCAUAAAACCCCGACAACAGGGCGGAUUAAAAACGAACCCUACAUCCUGUGCUUUCUCCAGAGAUGGCAAUACAGUGGCCUGUGGUUGCUACGAUGGGUCCAUACAAAUGUGGGACCAUAGAAAGAACUUUGUCAACACGUCAACAUUACUCCGAAACGCACAUCAAAAACAGUCAGAAAUAUCCAGUAUAGCGUUUUCUUACUUGGGGUCCUAUCUUGCUACGAGAGGCAAUGAUGAUACAAUGAAAGUCUGGGAUUUGCGAGCGUUUAAGAAACCGCUCAAUGUAUUUGGGGGUCUAUUCUCGAGGUAUGAACAAACUGACUGCGGUUUCAGUCCAGAUGACAAUAUGGUGUUUACGGGCGAAUCAUUACAAAGGAACCAGGAUGUAGGGAGACUAAUAUUCUACAAUGUUAAAACGUUCGAAGAAGUAUCGCAUAUAGAUGUGACGAAAUCUCACGUGAUCAAGGCAAUUUGGCAUGCGAAGCUAAAUCAAUUGUUUGUUGGUUGUGGAAACGGUGUUGUGAAAUGUUAUUACGAUAGCAAGAGAAGUUUGCGCGGUGCUAAACUGUGUAUAGUGAAAACACAUAGAAAGAAACAGUCUAUAGAAGUGGUUAGCUCGCAGCAAAUCAUCACACCACAUGCCUUACCACUAUUCAAGCAAGAAAAACUACGGACAAAUAAGAAGAAAUUGGAAAAAGAUAGGUUAGAUCCGUUGAAAUCGCAUAGACCUGAUCUACCUAUAACCUCUGGUCAGGGAGGAAGGGUAGCAGCUUCUGGAAGUACUCUAAGUUCCUUUGUAAUAAGGAAUUUGGGACUUUCCAAAAGGGUCGAUGAUGAUCAGGAUCCUAGGGAAGCCAUUUUGAAGUUCGCUAAAGAUGCGGAGGAAAAUCCCUUCUGGGUUGCUCCAGCGUAUAAGAAAACGCAACCGAAACCGAUAUUUUUGGACGAUGAAGACGGGCCAUCUGAUGCUAAGAAACCGAAGUCGGAUACUUGAAUAAAUCAUUACAAACAUA
This is a messenger RNA of Colias croceus (clouded yellow), 2100 nucleotides long. RefSeq names its product gastrulation defective protein 1 homolog. Gene Ontology annotation, biological process: regulation of DNA double-strand break processing. The record is from RefSeq and is a predicted model, not a curated record. Gene Ontology annotation, molecular function: protein binding. Gene Ontology annotation, cellular component: nucleus; site of double-strand break. The coding region runs from base 147 to 2081 and encodes 644 amino acids. The transcript has 5 exons. NCBI's taxonomy places the organism in Eukaryota, Metazoa, Arthropoda, Insecta, Lepidoptera, Pieridae.